AUGGGAAACAGCGGAGCUCCAGACUUCCCCUUCCACAGGGCAUCGGGGCCCGAACCACCAGCGGAAUACGCAAAGCUCCGCGCAACAUGCCCAGUCUCUCGAGUCAAGAUGUACGAUGGCAGCCUGGCUUGGUUGGUGACCAAGUAUCGUGACGUCUGCUCCGUAGCCACCGAUGAGAGGCUCUCCAAGCAACGUACCCGACCUGGCUUUCCUGAGCUCAGCGCCAGCGGAAAGGCCGCCGCCAAGAACAAACCGACCUUCGUUGAUAUGGACGCACCGGAUCACAUGAACCAAAGGAACAUGGUGGCACCUCUGUUCACCAAAGAGCACGUCGAGACCAUGAAACCGUACAUUCAAAAGACGGUCGACGACCUGCUGAAUAAGAUGUUGGCGAAGGGCUGCAAAGAGCCAGUCGAUCUGGUCGAGAACUUUGCGCUUCCCGUGCCUUCAUAUAUCAUUUACACUAUCCUGGGUGUUCCCUUCGAGGACCUUGCCUAUCUGACCACCCAGAAUGCCAUCCGUACGAAUGGCAGUGCUACUGCACAGCAAGCAGCAGCGGCUAAUCAGGGCCUGCUUGACUACAUUGCGGACUUGGUGGACAAGCGGAUGGUCGAGCCCAAAGAUGACCUCAUCAGCAAGCUUUGCGUGGAACAGUUGAAGCCUGGUCACAUCGAGAAGGCCGACGCUGUGCAGAUCGCUUUCCUGCUGCUCGUAGCAGGCAAUGCCACCAUGGUGAACAUGAUUGCUCUCGGUGUUGUUGAGCUCCAACGAAACCCUGCCCAGCUUGCAGAGCUCAAAGCCAAUCCAAAACUGGCCUCAGCCUUUGUGGAAGAGCUGUGCCGCUACCAUACGGGCUCUGCAUUGGCCAUGAAACGCGUAGCCAAAGAGGACGUCAACAUCGGCGGCGUCGACAUCAAAGCCGGGGAGGGCAUCAUCGCCUCCAACCAGUCAGGCAAUCGUGACGAGGAAAUCUUCAGCAAGCCAGACACCUUCGACAUGCACCGUAGAUGGGGCGCCGACGAUGCGCUGGGCUUCGGAUUUGGUCCACACCGAUGUAUCGCAGAGCACUUGGCGAAAGCUGAGAUGACGGCAGUAUUUGCAGAGACGUUGUUCAAGAAGAUGCCGAACCUGAAGGUUGCAGUGCCCCUCGACCAGGUGAAUUACACACCAUUGGAUCGCGAUGUGGGCAUUGUAGACCUGCCAGUGACCUGGUGA
Thyridium curvatum is the source of this 1215-nucleotide messenger RNA. RefSeq lists its product as uncharacterized. The transcript is spliced from 7 exons. The coding region runs from base 1 to 1215 and encodes 404 amino acids. NCBI's taxonomy places the organism in Eukaryota, Fungi, Ascomycota, Sordariomycetes, Thyridiales, Thyridiaceae. The record is from RefSeq and is a predicted model, not a curated record. Gene Ontology annotation, molecular function: iron ion binding; heme binding; monooxygenase activity.